AAGCGCUUACUCGCGUUGGGGAAUCCGAAGCGCAGCUCGCUUGGCAUAGUUUGAUCACUCUUCAACACAUCAGCCACCUCGAUUCUCAGAGGGGUCGCGAAUCAGUGAAAGCCCAGGUGGGACCUGGCGAUAUCCACGAAAGAUCUGAUAGAGCAACUCCGGAAAGGAUGUCAGCUCUGGAUGCAUCCUCUUCAGGCGCGAAGCUGGCGCAGCUAAUGCAGGCGCUCGGCUACAAUGCAUCCUCCUCGCGGGAGAUUGUUCGAAGGCUUUUCAAUCAUGGCGGGGUGACGAGAGCGAAUUUAACGAACGCGGUUGUUGCGGAGGUCUUGGUGAUGAUGGUUCGGACGAGCUUCGGUUGGGAUAGAGACCCCUCCCAGGACGCUCUGGCAAUGUCCAUCUUCAAAUCCGAAGGCGUGAACCUACAGCGUUCCACCUCAUGGAACGUUGAGAUAUUCGUGGACUGCGCUCUCGAAGUGAAUCCGGAUUUGGACUGGUUCACGGUGUUGCGCAGUCUUGAUCGACCAGACUUUCACAUCACAGAUGCGCAGGGGUUGGCGAUCAUCCUCAACGCCUCUAAGGCUGUCAUCAAGGAUGCCUACCAAUUUCCGAUUACCGCCUUCUUCGGAAAAUGGGAAAAUCCGCCAGGACAGCUAUCCUUUAUCAGACAAGCAGUGCAGUCUGUACCGGAACUGUUCAGCUUGAACCAAACAAUAACAAAGCGGGUCGUGCCGAUGGAUGUCGCUGCAACUGCGCGGCAGCUACUCCCGUCUUUAGUGACACAGCCUUUCAAUUCACUGGAUCUGAUUGAGACUCUUGUCACGCUAUCUGACGGUCCUCUCUACACGGAAGUGAAGACUAUUCUGGACUAUGGGGUACAGCAAGCACCCGAACUCAUGCUGCUCGGGUUCGCCCAGAUGACGAUUCCUUGGAACACCGCCAUGAAAGAGCUUACCCCCGGUCUGGUGAUGCUGUUCCUUACCGGCCAUCCCAACUCCACCUUCGUGCUUCCUCGGCUGUGGCAGUAUAAUCAGAAUCUCUCCAUCUCCGGACUUCUGCACAUGUACACGAAAGAUCCUUCUUCCCUUUCUCGAAUUUUGGAUGUCGCGCAAGAGAUGCGGGCGCUAUCCGCUAUCUUGGAAACCAGGCCGUUCUCGUUUUCCAUUGAUCUCGCUGCUUUGGCAUCCCGACGGGAUUACUUGAACUUGGAGAAGUGGUUGCAGGACCAUUUGCGGGAUCAAGGCGAUGUCUUCGUUCUUGCAUGCCUGGACUUUCUCAAUGAGAAGAUAAACGUUCAGAACCAGAGAGGCGAUGUAGCCAACACCAAGCGGUCCAUUCCGCUGUCGGUGGAUGUGGUGGCAACAUUCUUGCGGGUUCUGCAUGCGCAUACACCGUUGACUCCUGCCAAUGCCGCAUAUCUCAAGGAUGUCUCCAGUGCUUGCCUGCAAACAUAUCCACGCCUAGCCAACGUUCCAACAUUUGGCGAAGGCGCAGUAGGGGAAGGCAUUUCUUUCCCGGAUGAUGUGGAAGAAGAGGCGAACUCUUACUACGAACGAAUCUACAAAGGCGAGCUGUCGAUCAGUCAAGUGAUGGAUCUUCUACAAAACUUCAAACAAUCCCAGAACCAGCGGGAAGUGGAUAUCUACAAGUGCAUGGUGCACAACCUGUUCGACGAGUACAAGUUCUUUGCAAGAUACCCGGACAAGGAGCUUGCAGUCACAAGCGUUCUCUUCGGUGCGAUGAUUCAGAAUCAGAUUGUAUCGUCAAGGGCGCUUGGGAUGGCUCUGCGAUACGUUUUGGAUGCGCUACGACAACCAGUCGGAGCUCGCCUAUUCAAAUUCGGGAUUCAGGCGCUGAAUCAAUUCCAAGCUCGUCUAGGGGAAUGGCCACAGUACUGUUCCUUGCUUCUGCAGAUCUCACAUCUGUACCAAGCGCACCCAGACAUUGUUGAGUACAUCAAGACGUUGCAGCGCGGGGUUGACGGCAACGCGAACCCCGCUGAGCAGUUGAACGCGGAAGCGAGUCUCGCGUUGAACUCGAACGUCGCUAUCGAGCAAGCGGAGCUGCCCAAGCAAGAGGAAGCCCCGGUAUUCACGGCUCUGAGGGUCGAUUCCGUAUUGGAUUCGCCAGGCCGGGAUCAGUCUGAAGUGCCUAAUGAAGCAAUUCAAGAUAAGAUUCUGUUCAUCAUCAACAACAUCUCCGUCGCAAACAUCGACAGUAAAGCGGUGGAGAUGAAGGAUAUUCUCAAAGAGCCGCAUCACCGGUGGUUCAGUCAUUACUUCCUGGUCAAGCGCGCUAGUAUUGAGCCGAACUUCCAUUCUCUGUAUAUCGAUUUCUUGGAUAUGUUGGAGAGCAAGAACCUUCACAGGAGAAUAUUGCACGAGACGUACUCGAACAUCAAGGUGUUGCUGAACUCUGAGAAGACGGUGACGUCGUCUCAAGAGCGAUCCUUGUUGAAGAACCUGGGAACGUGGCUAGGAUUGAUCACACUCGCCAAGAACAAGCCCAUCAAGCAUAAGAAUCUUGCUGUGAAGGAUCUCUUGCUGGAAGGAUAUGACAGCGGACGACUCAUCGUUGUGAUACCGUUCGUAUGCAAGGUCCUGGAACAGGGCUCGAAAAAUGCCAAGAGCAAAGUAUUCAAGCCACCAAACCCGUGGGUGAUGGCGAUCAUGAAGCUAUUGGCGGAGCUGUACCACUACGCUGACUUGAAGCUGAACUUGAAGUUCGAGAUUGAAGUUCUCAGUAAGAACCUGAAACUUCAGAUCAAAGAUAUCGAGCCGACCAACCUACUUCGUAAUCGUCCGGCGAAGAGUGCUGAGUCCGCUAAUCAGUUCGGGGCAAAGGGACCGUCUUUGACCUCGUCUGGGAUUGGGGCGUCCGGCUCGUUGCAGACGGGAGAUGUCAAUGUGGCCGGCGGCUCGAAUGCAUUGGCCCAAGGCUUUGCGAAUGACGCAUCUGCUCUCAGUGCUCAUCCUUCGGCUGGAGGCGACGAGAGCAUUGGUGGCAUCCCGAACUUGGCCGCCUUCAUCACAUUCAACCCGAACCUGCCUAUCUUCAACGCCCAACCUUCAUUGAAGAGGAUCGUGUACAUCGCCAUCGACCGGGCGAUCAGGGAAAUCAUCUCUCCUGUUGUCGAACGCAGCGUUACCAUUGCGGGGAUCGCCACAAGGGAACUGGUCAUCAAGGAUUUCGCACUGGAAAAUGAUGAGAACAGGAUGCGCAAAGCAGCGCAUCUCAUGGUCUCCAGUUUAGCAGGGAGCCUGGCAUCCGUGUCCUCGCGGGAGCCUCUGCGUGUCAGCAUGAUGUCUCAUCUGAGGAGCCUGCUUGUCCAGAACGGCUUCACGGAACAGACGAUGCCCGAACAAGCCGUGUACAUCAUUGUUGCCGACAACCUGGACCUUGCGUGCUCUGUGCUUGAGAAAGCUGCCGCUGAGAAAGCGUUGCCCGACAUUGACGAAGCUCUGCAACCGUCGUUCAUCAACAGGAGGCAACACCGAACGAGGAACAACGGGCCCUUCUACGACAUGUCGGUUUUCGCUUCGUCACGAUACCCAUCAAAUCUUCCCGACCCUCUCCGCCUCAAGGCCGGGGGUCUCAGCGGCCAACAAUUGCGCGUGUACGAGGAUUUCGCGAGGAUCAAUGCCAAUGCCUCCCCUGUGCCGGAGCCUCUGGACAAACUGCCGCGUGGUGGCGCUGGCGCCGCCCGCGACGGAAGGCCUGACCAGGCGAGACAUCCCCUCGGCCAGAAUUCGGAUGAAGAGUCGUCGCAGUUUUCCGCUCAGCAGUUCAUUGAGAAGUUCUCGCAAGCUAUCAACGAGCUUGAGACUCAGGUUGCCCAGACUCCCACGGCAACCUUGGCCUCGCUUCCUACUCCGCACGCGAUUCAGAAUCUUCUUAGGGAUAUCUCAACGGUCAUCAUGAGCCCCGUCAAUCGUGAUGAGAUGAGCUUGUUGUACGCGCAGAAGAUCAUGCAACUUGUCUACAACAACGAGACGCCGUUGAUGAGGGAGAUUUGCAUGCUACUCCUGGAAAAGCUGUGCGAAAUCUCAAAGCGGCUGGCGAAGGAAAUCAAGGAGUGGUUGUUGUACCAUGACGAUGAGAGAAAGUUCAACGUCUCGGCCACGAUUGCCGUCGUUCAAGCUAAGCUUCUCAGCAUUCCCGAACUGGACAUGCAACUCUCACGGCUCAUGGAGACCGGGCGAACUACCGUCAUCGAAUUCACCGUGCAGCUGAUCGAGCAGUUCAUGGCUAGCGAGGCGCCUAUGUCGGUACAGAACGACUUCUUCAACUCCUUCGAGGUGCUUAACCGACUUGCCGCAGCACCCGGCAAGUUGCCGGAAGGUUGUGCGAAGCGUUUGAACGCUGUGAAAAACCGGCUACCUUUGUUCUCUGUCAAGGAUUUGACGACAAAGGAUAUCGAGACCGCCAGCCUUCGGGAACAUCUGGCUGCACUCUUCCACGACUGGGUUCGCACGUUCUACCAUCCUGCGUCGAAUGAAAAGUCCCACGCGUUCUUCAUCCAACAGUUGCAGCAGCAAGGAAUUUUGCGAGCGGAAGCCAUCUCGCCUCUGUUCUUCCGCGUAUGCACCGAGAUCUGCAUGGAUGCGUACAACAAAGCACAGGCCGCGCCAGGGCUUCCGGCACCCUUCCAAGCAGUUGAUGCAUUCGCCCGGCUCAUCGUCUUACUUGUCCGAUACCAUGUGGACCCAGCCGGUGUGGACAACAACCAUGCGCGCCUCAACCUAACCGCCAAGAUUCUGUCCAUCAUUGUCUUGGUGCUGGUUCACUCGCACGAGCAGCAGCGGGAGCAUUUCAACCAGCGCCCGUUCUUCCGCUUGUUCUCGACCUUGCUGAACGACUUGAGCAUGUUUGAGUGGGAUCUGCAGCCGAUCUAUAUCCAGAUCUUGUCGGCUGUCAGCAAUACCUUCCACACUUUGCAACCAUCGUUCCUGCCUGGAUUCACGUUCUCGUGGUUGCAACUGGUUUCCCACCGGUUCUUUAUGCCCAAGCUCUUGCUUGCGGAGAACCAGAAGUUCUGGCCGUUCUUCCAGAGGUUGCUUGUCGACCUGUUCAAGUUCCUCGGUCCCUUCUUGAAGCAAUCCGAGAUGUCCGACACAACUCGACUGCUCUACCGAGCAACUUUGAGGAUCUUGCUGGUGUUGCUCCAUGACUUCCCCGAGUUCCUCUGCGACUACCACUUCAGCUUCGUGGACGUCAUCCCCCACAUGUGCAUUCAGCUUCGCAACUUGAUCCUCAGCGCGUUCCCACGAACCAUGCGGUUACCCGAUCCCUUCACCCCCAACCUGAAGGUUGAUCUCCUUCCCGAAAUCAACCAGCCACCCCACGUGCUGUCCGACUAUACCAGCGGUCUGUUGAGGAACAACCUGAAGCAGGAUGUGGAUGCGUACCUCAAAUCGCGGGGCCCAUCUCAGUUCCUGAACGAUCUGCGCGGCCGCCUGCUCUUGACUGGACCUGCGUCGGCUAGCAGCGAGAGCACGCAGUAUAACGUGUCUACCAUCAACGCUUUGGUAUUGUACAUAGGAGUGCAAGCCAUCGCACAGUCGCAGAACAAGGGGGCGCAAGGGGGUGCGUCGCCUGUUUCGCCCAGUGCGCCGAUGGAUAUUUUCCAGCAGCUGGCGGUUGAUCUGGACACAGAAGGCCGUUAUCUGUUGUUUAGCGCCAUCGCCAACCAGCUGCGAUACCCCAACAGUCACACCCACUACUUCAGCUGUGUCUUGUUGUAUUUAUUUGCCGAAGCUACUCAGGAAGUUAUUCAGGAGCAGAUCACAAGGGUCUUGAUUGAACGCCUGGUCGUGAACCGACCUCACCCAUACGGCCUCUUGAUCACGUUCAUUGAACUGAUCCGGAACCCACGCUACAACUUCUGGGACCACACGAACUUUAUCCGUUGCGCGCCCGAAAUCGAACGCCUGUUUGCCAGCGUGGCGAAAUCCAUCAAUCAGUCCCUGAUGCGCUCCCCUCAGUAGUUUGUGGGGAUGGAAAAAGCCUCUCGACGGUAGUAGGCACCCCACUUUAUCGACAACCCAAACCCAAUACAAGCAGUCACUCAACACACUUUGUACAUGUAUAUUUUCGUUGCUCCCCACCUCUCGCUAUAGUUAUGAGGGUGAGAGGAGAGGAGAGGGGGAGAGAGAGAGAGAAGGCAGCUACGAGUACUCCCUAGUCAGUCUCGUCCCCGACUUGCCCUUUUCCUAUGUAAAAUGCUUGCGCCCGGCGGGCUUUGGUUCCCGACCUAACCUCCUUCUUUUCUUGCGAUUUUUGUUAUUUUGCUUUUUGCGCUAUUUAUCAUA
This is a messenger RNA of Fimicolochytrium jonesii, 6308 nucleotides long. RefSeq names its product CCR4-Not complex component, Not1-domain-containing protein. Bases 168 to 5984 code for a protein of 1938 amino acids. Gene Ontology annotation, biological process: nuclear-transcribed mRNA catabolic process, deadenylation-dependent decay. Lineage: Eukaryota; Fungi; Chytridiomycota; Chytridiomycetes; Spizellomycetales; Powellomycetaceae. The transcript has 16 exons. Gene Ontology annotation, molecular function: molecular adaptor activity. Gene Ontology annotation, cellular component: P-body; CCR4-NOT core complex. The record is from RefSeq and is a predicted model, not a curated record.